Molecule: messenger RNA, 433 nt
Organism: Jaminaea rosea
Lineage: Eukaryota; Fungi; Basidiomycota; Exobasidiomycetes; Microstromatales
Exons: 1
Coding region: 115-399 (94 amino acids)
Source: RefSeq, a predicted model, not a curated record
UAAUCCGGAGAGCCCCAUCGGCGACUCACCUGAUCAGCCCAACAACUUCAUCUCGAAGGGACGCCCUCGGUCAAAAGAAGCGAGAAGAUCUCACUCGUUUGUGACGCACCACAAAUGAUGAGAUGCGCUGCAAAUCCCCCGACAGCAUCGACCAUCAUUUCAUGUCUCAGGGACGCCAAGAGGGAGAGAAUUGAAUCUCAUGAGGGGCUGUAUGACGCUGGGGCUCUCUUGUACGUACGCGCACGCAUACGCAUGCGCAGUGGGAAGCAGGCACAUCAAUUCUCAUCACAUCCCGCGAUCUGGUCCUGUCUUGACCUCUUUGGUUGCAUAUGUGGACGACUUUCUAAGUUCGAUGGUCUUCACAGUCGCAUUGGAGGCUGCUGCGAGUGCGAGACGUAAAAGCCUCAGUAGCGACGAGGGAGGCGGCGCACGG